GUUCAACUCCGGCCCGGCCCGGCCCCGUAACGGAGUCUCGUGGACUGAACGAGGGGAAUUUCGCAGAGGGAAGCUCGCAAAGAGAAGAGAAAAAAGCUCUCAGGCUGAUCACAUAACAGUAUAGCAUCACCUGCCGGCCGCCGCUGCUUUCUUCUACAUCCCCUAACGCCGGCGAAGUUCUUUCCAUUCUCUUGUUGGUUUGAUCAGGUUAUUCAAACCUUGAUACAAGCAUCAGCAAAACAGGCUCAGAAGAUGCUGCGCACAGAAGUACUAACUGCCUACAAAUCUCUGCUGAGAGCUACUCGUAAAUCAUUUGCUGGUGACCAGUUGAUGUUGAAUGGUUCGGCAAUGGAGAUCAGGAAGAAAUUUGAUGAGAAUCGUCAAGUUACCUCUGAGGCUGAAAUCAGAAGGCUCCUUGAAGAGGCAAAUGAAGCUUCCCAUUUCAUAUCAACCAUGAUUGUUCAAGCUAAAUUGAACGAACGGGGUGGCUAUGAGGUGAAGCCCAGCAAGGAACAUGCUGAUGCAACACUCGAGGUUCCAACUGAGGAGCUUCUUCGCAAGACCAGCUAAUGACGAUUUUGAUUCCUACCCUCCGGGGUUCGAGUUAGGCAUAUGCGUCCAAAUUUUGUUAGGGGCCUGUAGAAACAAGUUGAGGAUGAUUUUUAGUUAUCUACCUCUUCUGCUGUUGUCUGUGGUACCUCUACUCAGUUCCUCAAAACAGAGUACGUUUGUAAGAAUCACAGUUCACGGGAGGUUUUUCGCUGUAUUGACCAAUCCAUGAAGCUUUGUUCUAUUUUUCUUCUCGUCGAUGAAUAACCAGAACUCUCAUUUUGUUGAGCAAAACGAUAGCUAGCGAAGAUUUUGGCUCUCUUGUGGCUGGUUGCUCCAGUGAAAUAGCUGUGUUGAACUAUAAGAUGCU
Molecule: messenger RNA, 919 nt
Organism: Linum tenue
Lineage: Eukaryota; Viridiplantae; Streptophyta; Magnoliopsida; Malpighiales; Linaceae
Source: the annotation of a GenBank genome assembly